This is a messenger RNA of Trypanosoma theileri, 351 nucleotides long. RefSeq names its product small ubiquitin protein. The transcript has a single exon. Lineage: Eukaryota; Euglenozoa; Kinetoplastea; Trypanosomatida; Trypanosomatidae. Gene Ontology annotation, molecular function: protein tag activity; ubiquitin-like protein ligase binding. Bases 1 to 351 code for a protein of 116 amino acids. Gene Ontology annotation, cellular component: nucleus. The record is from RefSeq and is a predicted model, not a curated record. Gene Ontology annotation, biological process: protein sumoylation.
AUGGAAGGCGGUGCAGAUAACAACAACAACGAAAACAACGAAAACCACAAUAAUAAUAACAAUGGUACAACUGCAGAAGAGACUGCAGUAAAGGCGGAAACUCCAGUGAUAUCUAUUAAGGUUGUGAACGCAGAUGGAGCUGAGAUGUUUUUCCGUAUUAAAGCCGCUACACAGCUAAAGAAACUCAUUGAUGCCUAUUGUAAGAAACAGGGUAUCUCUCGCAGCAGUGUUCGCUUUCUCUUUGAUGGAUCACCCAUUGAUGAAUCAAAAACUCCAAAGGAUUUGGGUAUGGAGGACGAUGAUGUCAUAGAUGCAAUGGUUGAACAAACAGGUGGUAGAAUCUUUUAUUAA